This is a messenger RNA of Cylicostephanus goldi, 386 nucleotides long. The record is from the annotation of a GenBank genome assembly. Lineage: Eukaryota; Metazoa; Nematoda; Chromadorea; Rhabditida; Strongylidae.
AUGGACGACGACGGGGAAGAAUAUGAUUAUGACACGGCACCUGAAAGUAAUAAGAAGUACACCAUAUUUUGGAUCGAUGGGGGAGCUAAUAUGUUCGAAGGAGGAGAUGAUUGCGACUUCAGAAGAGCGAUUAAGGCUGUCUUCAAUCAGCUGCUAAAAAUAGGCUGCUCUGGCUCACGCACGCAUCGUUAUGGACUUUUCAUUGCGAAUACGGCUAAAUCUGAAACAAAAUCUGCUGGUGCUGUGAAACACUGUGUAGAGUGGUUUGACCUAAAAGUGCGAACAGACUAUGAAUCAGGCGAGGACCAGCGACGUGUAUGCAUACUGAAGGAGUUUGUUGAUGAAGGUUUGCCGAAGUAUUCCAUAAUUUUAUCUCUAGUAUAAAA